AUUUCUCUCGUCACUUUCAAAUAUUGGCUUUUCACAUUUCAACUUUCACUUUUCAAAUACUAUCUACUUCACACACACACACACACACACAAUGCAUUAGCAGAAGCAAUCUCUACAGAAAGCUAUCAUAGAGCAAUGUCUUGGAAAAUUAGAGUGGUGUUGUUGAUUGGGUUCGUGGCAUGGGCUUAUCGGCCCUUCCGCCCACCACCACCACCACGCCUCUGUGGCACAAAGGGCGGGCCACCCCUCGUAGGACCUAGAAUCCAACUAAGGGAUGGAAGGAACUUAUCAUACAAAGAGCAUGGAGUCCCCAAAGAGGCAGCCAAAUACAAGGUCAUCUUGGUCCAUGGCUUCAGCUCUAGCAAACACGAAGCCUCCAUCACUGCCACGGAUUUGGUGGAGAAACUGGGCAUUUACUUCGUGUCCUUUGAUAGGCCGGGCUAUGGAGAGAGCGAUCCCGACCCAAAGAGGACCAUAAAGAGCCUAGCAUUAGACAUAGAAGAACUCGGACUUCAGUUACAACUCGGUGCAAAGUUUUACAUCAUCGGAAUUUCCAUGGGAGGACAGGCUGUCUGGGGAUGCCUCAAAUACAUUCCUCACAGGGUAAAAGGGGCUGCAUUGUUAGCUCCAGUUGUGAACUACUGGUGGCCUAGUUUUCCCCCGGCUUUAGCCACAGAGGCAUACCAUCUUCAACCCGUGCAGGACCAGUGGGCAUUGCGUGUUGCACGCCACGCCCCCUGGCUCGUCUACUGGUGGAACACUCAGAAAUGGUUCCCGGGCUCCAGCGUUGCUGCAGGGACCCAAAACUUCACAGCUCCCGACCUCCAAAUCAUCGCUAAAAUGGCUGCCUCAGGAGCGUACGCGACGCAGCAGGGCGUGCACGAGUCCUACCACCGCGACAUGAUGGUGGGAUUCGGGCACAGGGAUCUUGAUCCAAUGCAGCUUGAGGAUCCCUUCCCACAUGGGGAGGGCUCUGUUCAUCUGUGGCAUGGCACUGAUGACGGGGUCGUGCCCGUGUCGCUUCAACGGUACAUUGCAGAGGAGCUGCCAUGGGUGCAAUAUCAUGAAGGCCCAUCAGUCGAAGGGCCUAGAAUCAGACUUAGGGAUGGAAGACACUUAGCCUACAUGGAGCAUGGAGUCUCCAAAGAGACAGCUAAUUAUAAGAUCAUUCUGGUUCAUGGAUUUGGCUCUAAUAAAAACGAGGCGCACUUUGCUAGAUCGGUUUUUCAGGCAUUGGUUGAGAAACUGGGGAUACACUUGGUUUCGUUUGAUAGACCGGGUUAUGGAGAGAGUGAUCCUGACCCAAAAAGAACGAUGGAGAGCAUUGCGUUGGACAUAGAGGAGCUCAGAGAUAAACUAGCACUCGGCCCCAAGUUUUACAUUAUUGGAACUUCCAUGGGAGGGCAAGUGGUUUGGGGUUGCCUCAAGUACAUUUCUCAUAGGCUAGCAGGAGUGGCGAUGAUAGCACCCGUUGUCAAUUAUUGGUGGCCGGGUUUUCCUGCGAAGCUAGCAACAGAAGCAUACUAUGAGCAGUUCCCACAAGACCAAUGGGCGUUACGGGUGGCACACUACGCUCCUUCACUCGUUUAUUGGUGGAACACUCAGAAAUGGUUUCCUCCCUCCAGUGUUGCUGCUGGAAGACCUAAUUUCACUGCACCGGAUCUCCAAGUUCUUGCAAAGUUAUCGGCUUCAAUGGUUAACAAGGAUUAUUCAACGCAACAGGGGCUGUUCGAGUCACUUCACCGUGAUAUGAUGAUUGGGUUUGGGAGUUGGGAUUUUGAUCCUAUGGAUCUUGAUAAUCCUUUCCUCAACAGAGAAGGGUCUGUGCACGUGUGGCAGGGCGAUAAUGAUGGCUUGGUUCCCGUCACUCUGCAGCGCUACAUUGCGAAGAAGCUCCCGUGGAUACAAUACCAUGAAAUGCCAAAUGCUGGGCAUCUGUUUCCACAUGGUGACACCACCGCGACAGAUGCUAUCUUGAACGCGCUCCUGGUAGGCGACAAGUGAUUUUAGAAAUGUUCGAUACCUGCACUGUGUUGUUAUUCUUGUGUCUGUUGAGACUUCAUGUUACAUGAAUUUAAUCCCAACUCUUGAUAGAAUGUAGCUUAGAAUGAGUUUUGGAGUAAGGAAAUUAUGUACGAGGAAUAGUGUUUGCAUUAUAAUGAGAUGGAAAACAGACAUAUGGCAAACUGAA
Salvia splendens (bonfire salvia) is the source of this 2191-nucleotide messenger RNA. RefSeq lists its product as uncharacterized. The coding region runs from base 136 to 2004 and encodes 622 amino acids. The transcript is spliced from 9 exons. The record is from RefSeq and is a predicted model, not a curated record. NCBI's taxonomy places the organism in Eukaryota, Viridiplantae, Streptophyta, Magnoliopsida, Lamiales, Lamiaceae.